GCCGCGCGGGGCCGCGGCGGGCGGGGCGGGGUGAAGCGGCGGCUGCUGCCAUUCCUCUGCUGCGCGGCCGCCUCCUCCCACCCGCCUCUUCCUGGCCGCGGCGAGAGCUGUGCUGGCAGCGGGGAGGCGGCGGCGCCCAGCUCCCGGCCCGCCAUGGCGAUCCGCAAGAAGAGCAACAAGAACCCGCCGGUGCUGAGCCACGAGUUCAUCGUGCAGAACCACGCCGACAUCGUCUCGUGCAUGGCCAUGAUCUUCCUGCUGGGGCUCAUGUUCGAGAUUACAGCAAAAGCAGCUGUCAUUUUCGUCACUCUUCAGUAUAAUGUUACCAUUCCUGCCACAGAAGAACAAUCCGCAGAAACAAUCUCUCUCUAUCACUAUGGCAUCAAAGACUUGGCUACAAUUUUCUUUUAUAUGCUCGUAGCAAUAAUCAUACAUGCUAUUAUUCAGGAGUACGUAUUGGAUAAAAUUAACAGGAAAAUGCACUUUUCCAAAACAAAGCAUAGCAAGUUCAAUGAGUCUGGACAACUUAGUGCGUUCUACCUUUUCUCCUGUGUUUGGGGCACAAGUAUUCUUGUCUCUGAGAACUAUAUAUCAGAUCCAACCUCUCUGUGGAGGGACUACCCACACACUCUGAUUCCGUUUCAAAUGAAGUUUUUCUACAUCUUACAGUUGGCAUACUGGUUUCAUGCUUUCCCAGAAUUGUACUUCCAGAAAACUAAAAAAGAGGAUAUCUUUCGCCAAAUUGUCUACAUUGGACUUUAUCUCUUUCAUAUUGCUGGAGCCUAUCUUUUGAAUCUGACCCACCUCGGACUUGUUCUCCUGGUAUUGCAUUACUUCGUUGAAUUUCUUUUCCACAUAUCUCGUCUUUUCUACUUUAGUGAUGAAAGGUACCAGAAAGGAUUUUCACUGUGGGCAGUCCUUUUUGUUUUGGGAAGGCUUCUCACCUUGAUUCUUUCUGUCCUCACUUUUGGCUUUGGUCUGGCAAGAGCAGAAAAUCAGCAGCUGAAUUUCAGCACUGGAAACUUCAAUAUCCUGGCUGUUAGAAUCAGUGUGCUGGCCUCCAUCUGCUUGGCUCAAGCAUUUAUGAUGUGGAAAUUCAUUAAUUUCCAACUUCGGAGAUGGAGAGAGCAUUCUUCUUCUCAGCCUCAAUCGGUGAAAAAGAAGUUUGUCACAGCUAAAGGAAAGACCUCCAGAAAAGAAAGAGAAAAUGGAAUAAAUGGGACAGUGACCUCAAAUGGAGCAGACUCGCCUCGUAGCAGGAAGGAUAAAUCCUCGUAAAACUGGGUUUUAUUAAGUUAAUUGACAAGUGUCCCCAAAGAAUCUGCUUUUUACAUGGAUGGCCCUUCAGCACUAGAGAUGUAAUGGAUUAAAGAAAAUACAAAUCAUGUUUUUUGAUUAUUGCUAUUGUUUUGUGAAACUUUUUUUAAAAGCCAUUUUGACUAAAAGAAAAGGUUUAUCUGUCUUCAAACAAACGCUUGGGGGGUGGGGGGACAAAACACUUUUUAAAUAACAUUGACACUUUUUUAAACACUUACUGUGAUGAAAUAACUUCACUUAAUGAGGAUCACUGAUGCAAUGUAUUAUUUCUUUCCAGUUUUUGUAAUCUUGGUGAUAUAUACUGUUUUCCAACUUCACUUUUUCCUAGUUCUUCAAAACUUCAAAUAUAUGAUGAAAUUGAAGUAAAAAUAUAGUAUGCAUUUUCAGAUACUCUGACUUUUAAGUUAAUUACCUUGAUUCAAAUUCACAGAUCAAAUUGGGAUUCUAGGACCACAAAAGUAAACUUCUUUUAUUUUGUAGUUGCUAGCUACACGAUGUCUGCUCUAAGAAUUGCCCCAUAUCAUUAAAACAAAACUGAACUGAUUGGAAAUGUUGCAGAGUCUUAUUGCUCGUUGGUUAGAAAUGUCUUACAAGGAACAGAGAGACCUUUCUGAGAUAAAGCUUUAGCACUUGAACAUUAGAAGGGAAAAGUGUAUGUCAUAGAAUUGAUUUGAGUAGCACUGUUAACUCCUGUCUGUGCUUUUAAAGUGUACAUAUCUUGGACAGUUACUGUGCGUUGGACCUUCUUUCAAAACCUGUCUUUCUGAUUUUAGAAGGGGAGAUUCUUACAACGUGUUGUUUGUUUUAGGUGGGGAGGCAUCUAAUGCUCCGUAAAGAGGGAAUUUGUUAGAUAAAUGGAUCAAGUUUUGACAAACAUUCCUUUAUUCUAAACGCUUUGCCUUGUUUCGCCUCUGUUAGGAAAUAGUUUGAUUUCUCCUAUAUAUAUAUUUUUAUGAAAGAAUAUUUAAAAGCUACAACUUCUUAAAACUGGUAUAUUGUGUGUGCCCUUUGCUACAGCUGGAGGAAUCUGGAUUUAAGAUUUUUUCCAUUAUCUGUCUUUCAUAAUUGUAUUAAAUGUGAAGCCUUGUCCAGUUAAUUUUUCAAUUUAAUAUGCAGUUAAUGUUUUUCUUGUGUAUCCUUUUGUAAUGGGAAUCAUUCAACUUGGGAAUGAGUUAAAGAUUUUUAUUCAGUCUUGAGAAGUUACUAAAUCAGGCUUUCGGGUUAACCCCAGUGUUAAAAUGCUUAUGGAUUGAGUAGGAGUAAUUAUAAGCAAUCAAACUGAGAAAUAAACAGGUUAACUAAAAGUUGUUACUAUAAUUGAGUUUAUACCCAACAACAACAACAAAUCUGCAUUCUGUAUCUUACACAGUUCGGUUGCUUACUAUACAGAAUAAAAUUUCUAGUACAAAAUCUUGACUACAUGUAACUAUCCGUUCUUCAGUCUUACAGUGCUAUUUAGAGUUACUACCAUUUAAUUUGUUACGUGUUCCAGGUAGUUCAAGUCACAGUUUUGAGUACUUGCUUCACAGCUCCUGAAGUGUACUUGGCAGACUUGGACUUAGUUAACUUGAGAACUCUGGGACAGCACGCCCUUUAAUGCACCCAGUCUACUUCAGUAGGUGUAGUUAUUUUUAUGUACUGAUCUGAGAAAAAAGAAAACUCAAGUGAUGUAACUGUGAGUCUAUCCAGUCUGACCAUGAAACUGGAAAUUUGGAAUGCAGAAAUGCUGAGGGAAUUGAUAAAUCAAAUACUGCACAAAAUCACAUUUCACAUCUGAUAUUUCUAACAGAGACGUGCAUAGAUUCUGUGUGCCUUGCUCUCAAGUUGUACCUUAAGCCAAAAGGGGCAAAUGUUUAAAGUUUCUUGUCUGGUACUGUGACUAUAAAUGAAGUUUGUGUGUGAUAUCUGGUUGUCUUGGUACUGUCAGAAUCAUAAAUGACGGAGAAAGAAAUUAUAGAGGGAGCUUUUAAGGUACUUCUUCAGCUCUUUGAUACAUUGGAGUCUGAGGAUUGUGAUUUCUGUGUCCCUAAAGCAAACUGUUUUUUGUAAAGCUCAUUGUUUGUCAUGGGAGUCUUGAAAUGUCAACUUCACAUUCACUUCUAAAAACUUCAGAAGAGUGUGUUCUUGCCUGUUAAUAUUGACAUUGCUUUCGUCUCCUGUUGGCCUUAUGGAUGUUCUUGGCCUUUGGACUUAACAAAAAGAAUUUUUACUUCCACGAUGGCUUAAUCUUCAUCUUUGCCUUAUAGGACUUGUUGCUUUCUGACAAGUAAUAUAGAAUGAUUUCUCUUGUUCUUGGGUUUGAACAGAGCAUUGAAGGCCAGUUUCUUUCAUCUUCUUAUGUCGUAGUUACAAAUAUACAUUCAUAGUUUUGGAGGAGGCAUUCCUGACUUCCUGCAGAAGCAAUAAUUUUUUUAAUUUCUACCUUGUGCUGAAAACCGCUGUGAACUUAGAACAUUAUGAGAUUUCUGCUUCCAAUUUGUUACUUGCUUUGGCAUAAGAUUAUUAUUCUUUCCUGUUUGGAUAACUUCUUUUGAGUUGCUUAAAUUCUGAUUUUCAAACCUUAUCACAUUUCAUCUCUCUGUAAUCCGGGAUUCAUUAGGAUAGAAGAUGAGUUGUCUAAUAAUGUUUUCAAAGUUACAGUAUCAGGAAAAUCAGAAAUGGAAAUGAGUGAAGAGUUUGUUAUUAGGCUCCUAUGCCUAAUUGCAAUGCUUUUUGCUUAGGCUGUAGCGAUUUAUCAGUUACUAGAUCCCACAAAGAGAAGGCUUUGUCCAUGUAAAUGGAUGUAAAGUGAAUGAUCCAUACAGACUGUGGUUAAGGGUUUUAAUUUUAUUGUCAUACCUCUCUCCCCCAACCUUGGAAGAACUCUUUCUGGACUUCUAUUUGAUUAUCCUGAACCUUUUUUUUUUUUUUUGGCCCCAAUUGUAUGUUUGCUUUGUGUGCCAGAAUUAGUUACCAAAGCUGGGACUUUACUGUUACUAAAUAUUAUGCAACUUAGAAGUGUAAGCAGGGAGUGCAGAGCUGCUGACAUUCGUUUUCAAUUUUUUGCUCUUGUUAAGACACUUUCUCCUCAUCACUAGUUAAAAAGAAUGAUUUCUCAUGUGUAAAUUAUUUGUGAGGGUGACAUUUCACAAACUGCUUUCUGUGUGAUCCCGUGCCCAAAGUUAGGAGUGAUCAAGGGAAGGGAAGGGAGUCGUGCAGAGAGAAUGCAUAGGUUAUGGUGUUACAGUACACUGAAAGUAAAUGAAGGUUGUUGGAAUAAUGUAUUUAGAGUAUCAGUCAUUAUGAAGCAUCUGAUAUUUUUUCGAAAGUGCUUUUUUCUUUGAAAAUAGUAGUUGUGCUUAUGAAAUUACAUGAUCUUGAAUUCUAGUAAGUAGUUUAGUACUUUGAUAAAAGUAAUCAACCUUCUGUUAUCAGACUGCUGUAAAAAGAGUUAAUGUACAUUUUCAGCCCUUUUAGCAAAAGUAACUGCACCUGAAGCAGUUUUGUUGGAAGUCAAAUUUGGUGUUGCAGGGAAGGAGCAUAUUCAUGGUUGUGCUAAACCUAAAAAACGUAGGUUGCUGCCAAAAAGUGCCCCUUCUCUUUUUCUAGCACAAAGAUUUUUUGUUGCAUGGUCAGCUCGAUCGAGGAGCUGGUGCAUCUGUAAAGUGAUACGUUUGCUUAGUUAUUUCUUUACUGAAUUAGUUGCCUGAGAGUCAUCCUGGAGGUUCACAAGUCUUUACAGACAAGCAAGGAGAUGCUGGAAAAACGUGCAGGAAGGUGGAAGGCAACUAUCCCUUUCAACUGCACUUUUUUUGGUUGAAAAUGACAGAUUACACUAUGUGUAAGUUGGAAGACCUUAUUGAAGGGCUUCCAGUCUUCAAUACAAGAAGGAAACUGGGCUAUCUGGUAGCUCUGACAUGCCAAACUGAAAAGUAUUUAUGGCUUUCUGCCAGGUAUUUUGGUGAAGGGGAAAUAGUCAGUAUUCUGUAGUGAAAUGCAUUUUGUCUAUCUCAGUUUAUGGGUUUCCAAGCAGUGGAACUGGAAGUGUAGAAAUAGGAAUUCUGAAAAUGUAAUUUCUUCUGGAUCAAGGACCAAGAUUACUUUCCUUAGCAGCUGAGAAAUUACAGCUUCUUUUCACCUUGAACCCUUCAUGGGUUGAAGCAGGUCUUCCAAAGAGCUUUGCAAGAACUGCAUUGUCUUUCUGUCAAGGAAUCUGGGAGGGAGGGUUGUUCAGUUUCUCUUAAGUUUGUUAUUCUGUUUUCAGGAUGCUGGCUAGCCCAUUUCUAGGUCAUUCUUCUUGUCCCAUUUGUGACUUGGCCCUUGACCUGUGCUCAGAAGAUAGAAACCAGCAGCUUCCAUGGCUGCUCUCUUUGUGUUGGUCAUUGCUGGCCUAACGGUUCUUUGUGGAAAAAGUCAGUAUUGAAGGAGUUAGAACACCAGGUAGACAGUCAUACUGCUUGUUUGAUGUACAGCCAUGGUGUGAGUCAGCACACACAGCAUACUGCGUUCUAGUGGCUGGUAGUUUGAUGCCUGUAGGUUCUGUAAUAGUUAUCCUAUUAUUCAAUUACUUAAGUUAUUUCUUGCUCUGGGUGUGACAGUGUCCUACAGAGCUAAGUCUGGGGGGGAAAUUUUGGAAAGAUCCUUUGAAAAGGACUCUUUAAAGAACUGAUGUCCAUUAUCAUCUGUCCGUUGUGUUUGAAUUUCACAUAUUGUUUGUUUGUUUGGGCUUUUGUUGUGGUUGUUCUUGGCUUUGUAGCUUUUUUAGUUUUCUUUUUCUGCUAUAGGUGGUGAUGGAUCUCUGUGGUGGGUAUACCUUCUUCUCAUUGCUAUCCCCCUUUUCACUGCUCCCCAAACUACUCAGUUUAGGAUCUAAUAAGCCUGGUUCUGAGCACAUUAAGGAAUUUGGCAUACUUUUUAGAACUAAAAUAGAAGCAGUGCCUGAGUGUUUCUGGAGCAGACACGUAAGAAGAAAGAAGCACAUUAAAGCAAUAUACAGGGUGUCAUCAGAACCCGUUUAAUGGGAACUGAAACUCUUUAUAGCAUGAAUACAUUUUGAUACAACUUGUAUUUCAAGUGAGGUGUUUGAAUUUAGCUCACAUUCAGAUAGCAAGUGCCUUUCUGUCCAUGAAACAGAACUACUAUUAGCAUCUACAACUGUCGGUUCCCCUUCUGUGAGUGAUGGGUGAGGAGUCCUGGGCUGCAGCUGCAGUGGGUUUUUUUCUGCCUCUUAGGGAAGUUCUUUUGAUGUCAACAAGAAAAAAGUUAACAACUUCUAUUUCAGGUUGAAAGAAAAAGAAGAAAAAGUGCUACCUAGUUUUGGAUCUAAGAUGAUUGCUCUUGAUCUCGCGCAGUGUGUCCUGUCACUUUUAUUUUGGGUACCUGCGAAUACUUUUAUUUGUAUCCAGCUCGAGAAUGGAAAAUCUGUGAUGUGAGUGCCAGAAAUGACAACUCCUUUUUCUUCUUUUUAUGUUAGAAUCUUUUUGCAGAAUCAGAGCAUCUGAGGUGUAGCUUUAUAAUUUGAUAGCUUUUCAGUGUUCGGUUUUUCUUCUUAUUUAUUGUGGUGAACACUUAAGGUCAGGCGCUGUCAUGCAGCACAAUGCAGUUGUCAUUUCUUUAUUCCAAACAGAAGAACAUUAUGCAAUAUGAUACACUGAAAUGGAAAAAAAAAAAAAGAGAGAGAAAAAGUGUUAAGUCCUGACUGCUUUAGGAAAAAAUGGUAUUCCUGGAUGUUUCUGUUAGUCCAAAUUUUUCUGUAUUACCGUUCACUAGUACUGCUUUUCUCAUUUAGGAAACUGGGCACAAAGGAUUUCUGUAUCUGUAGAAAGUAGUUUUGCUGUUACACAACAAAGAUAUUGGCAAAUCAUGGUCAAGGACUUUGAUCUUUGUCUGUGUCUUCUUAUAUUGAUUAUGAAUGUUGAAGAAUGUAUCUUGCAUUGUAAUUAACUGAUUAAAAAUUCAGCCCGUGGUGAUGGGAAUAUUGUAAUAGGAUAGGAAUUUCAACUCUUGAACUUCAGGCUGGAAGCCAAACCAAAACUGCCUUGUGUUCUCAUGCAGGUGAUUCCUCCUCUUUGUUUCUUAGAUUCAUCAUUACCUUUGUUUUGUUUAUUUAGAUUGUAAGUUCUUUGUGGCAAGAGUUGUCUUGUGUGUGUGUGCGUGUGUACCCAGGACAAUACGGCCUCGAGCCCCAAUCUGUGGAAGCUGUAAUAAGCAAUCACCUUGUUAUCGUUUUCCUGGAUAUCAUAAUAAAGAGUAUCUAAUUAAAA
Molecule: messenger RNA, 7559 nt
Organism: Phasianus colchicus (ring-necked pheasant)
Lineage: Eukaryota; Metazoa; Chordata; Aves; Galliformes; Phasianidae
Gene: TRAM1
Product: translocation associated membrane protein 1
Biological process (GO): protein insertion into ER membrane; SRP-dependent cotranslational protein targeting to membrane, translocation
Cellular component (GO): endoplasmic reticulum membrane
Source: RefSeq, a predicted model, not a curated record